GGAGAAAGUUGACCUCUAUUUGCCCCGAUUUGUCUGAAGUUGGUUGUUGGAGUUGACGCAAGUGUCACUAGACUCUCAUUGUGUGUGUGUUUGGAGAGAAACAUGAGUCACUCACACAUCACACAAUAGCAAUCUGUGUAUCCGCGCUGGAGUCAGUGCCCCCUACAAGCAUUUCACACAGAAGCUGGAGUUGAGAUGGUGUUUACCAACUAAUCUGGUUCCAAGAACUAUUUUCCAUCGAGAAGUUCGACGAAAUACAUGAGUAGUGCAGGUUGUCUUCAAACCAAGUUGUAUUUCUUUGUCUGUGUCUCUUUAUAAUCGUUGGUUGUUUCUCUGAGCUCCUCCUUGCCGCUUGUGGCAAUUACUCUGUUAACUCAAUUUCUCGCCAAUAAACAGUAGUAAUAGAUUAAUUGCUCAAGAAACUUGGUUGUCUGCGGAAAACAAGAGCUUUGCCAUGGAAACUGUACAGGACAUUGAGAAGUCAUGCGACCAGGAUCAUGUGGAUACGAAUGAAAAGACAGCAGGAAGAAUAGAUUUGUGUCAAACACAUAACUUGAGGAUGAAGGCUCGAAUCGGGAGAAGAUAUCCGACACCAAUGGCAGAGAAAGUGCGCCACAAGCGACAAACAAUGAAGAGUAUGGCUCGACCUCUCAAACAAUGGUUGUAUCAUCACAAAGACUACCCAUACCCGAAUAGAAAAGAGAAGCUACUUCUAUCAAUGGAAUCUACCAUGACCCUUGUUCAGGUGUCCAACUGGUUCGCUAACGCCCGCAGACGUCUGAAGAACACUGUACAUGACCCGGCGAUGUCGUGGGAGAAGAGAAUCCAUAAGUACAACAAACACGUGACUGGUAACGCUGAGAGGCUAAGCAUCAGCUCUGUGGAAUCAUCAGGAGGAGAUGACUUUGAUGAUGAGGAGGAAUUCAAUGGAUUCGAGUCUGAUGAUAGCAGCACUGUAAACUAUGCCCAGGACGUCACGACGUCUACUAACGAACUGCAGGGCGCCAACCACAAUGUCCAUAACGCUACACAUCCAGGAAUUUGUUCACCACAUCCACUAUCAUCAGUACCUCACAUCGCAUCUCACAGCGACCACCAAGGACAAUCCUUACCAACUCACAAGUACAAACAUAGCAUCAUGCAACGCUACCUCAAUGAUACUUAUAACCAUGCUCAGCAGCGGCAGGCUGAGGCAUCCACAGUCGCUGCCUCCAUGGAUAGCUCACACACGCUCUUGCCGGAAGAGAACUCUUUGAACCUGCCGAAUUACACGGACCGUACCGCUGGGAGACUUACUGGUCAAGAAUGGUCGAAGUUUCGAGCAUCAGGGUCAGUUAACUCUCACGAGUAUGAACGCAUGUCAACGUCACCAGAAACUACGAUGUCUUCGAGCAUUGGAAGCUAUCGCCAAAGACACUGCUCUGAAGAUUACUCCUUAUCUUCAUCCUCCAAUGAUUGGACCUCUUUCCUCAAGGACACAAAGAGUACAGAUUUUAAGAACGAGGAGGAUGAGGAGACUUACUGGCAGGAGAUCGUAGCAGCGGUCGCUCUGACCAACAUGGCGCGCUCUCGUCAACAAGGUAAAUAGCCGAGACGGGUGAAGAAUAGAACUCAAGAAUAAGAUGGUCUCGAAGAAUCACAGGUGGUCAUUUGGAGUAUAGUUAAGAUGGAUGAAUGCUAUAUUUCCAAAACAAGGAACAGUCCUGUCCUGUGAAGUAGAAAGAACCAUAGACAGUCGUUUUGAAGAUUCCAAAAUCGUAAACCUGCAGUGUAAUCUACUUUCCGCUAAAUUCUAGUCAUCGGGCCGCUGCAAGGGAAGUUUGUGACAGGAGUUAAAUGAUUGUCUUUGCAGGAUUAGAGCUUGAAUUAUCUUCAUCUCAGGCUCGUCUAGGGAACAUAAGCGAUCUGUCUUUCGAACUACAUGUUGUUUAAUGUGGAACAUGUGUGGUUAUUUUUAUAUGACACACACAAAAAACAAAACACGGAUCCGGAGUUGUUAUCUUAUUGCGGACGCUACAAGGGAAGUUUAUGACAGAAAUAUAUUUCAAAUGAUUUUGUUUACCCGAUUAGGGCAUUGAAUAUAAUUUGUCAAUGUAACAUGAAAACAGAAACAAGUGAGCUAUUAUCACUAUACGAAAUUGUGUGACGGUGUGAUUCAUCUAUGAAGAUGCCUAAAACGGUAUCAACAAAAAAUAUAUGGUUUUACUUGGACAUCGAUUAAAGUUCCAUGGUAGAUAUUGCUGAAUUAGCUAUGGACUUCUACCAUUAUGGGAAAAUCAUUGAAAGAGACGGCGAUAUAUGUUAUCUGUUUUUCAAAGGAUAUUAUUAUGAGUACAGGGAAGCGUAAGGGAAAUCAUCGUUAGGAAAGGACCUCGAACAGUUGUCUUGCUGCCACUAGGGUUAUGAAUACUGAAUUCAAAGGUUUUUAAAUGAAACGCGACUUGUGAUUGGACAGGUGUCUGGUGUGACAUAAAAGUGAAAUUAAUAAAUUCCGGCUAGAAUUUCCCGCCUCUUUUAUUUGUUUUAAAAGUUAUUGUGUCAAAUAAUAGAGCGUUAAUAUUAUGUGUCACACUUUGAUAAUAAAUCGUCUAUGUUCAUAAAUACACUUUUCCAUCGGUUUGCACGUAAUAUACAAAGAAUCUCAUUUUGCGGGCUCGGACCUGGUGUCAUAAAAGCGUCGCGUAACUCCGUGACAAUGCCGCAAAUUUUCAUGAACUCAGUAUCAAAGGAUAUGCAAUAAGUCUUGCAGGAAGACAUUCAAAGACAAGUUUUCUCACCAAACAGCAUGGCGUGAAAUUGGGCGACUAUGCACUAUUGAUUGCGAAUGCCAUUUUUCUACCCAUGCACCAGAAAAAGUUUCAUGGCUACUUUUCUGGGGGAUAUGUAUUCGGUUUUGCUGAAGACGUAUUCUGAAAUACCUCCCUCUACUGUCCAUGAACAAAUAAUGUAAGAUCACAGCACUGUUUGAUCAAUUUGCGAAGGAAGACAUAAACUAGUACUGUAUAUAUUUGUUAAAUUGUCGACCUUGGAAAGACAGCUACAUUUAAUCAAUGUGCUAUUUUUAAAUGGCCAGUAGUGCUGUAAGCAUAGCUUGGAAACAUACCACUUAGAAUAGAGUAGGUUUAAGAAAUGAGAUGCCAGGAUGCCAAAUAUUACGAAAAAUCUCCUUUUAUGUCAGCGUUUUUAGAUUCAUCUUUGUUAUUGGUUGUUUUCAAAUGUCUUUAUGUUUUUAUUUCCUUUAUAAUAUUCUUAAAGAUUACUUGCCAAAGGGAUUAUUUCCAUUUCAUGGACUUUGUUGAUGUACAUAAUGUAACACUUUUAAAGUUUUGUUUUACCCUGUUUCUUACAUUUCGAUUUUUACUUCAAUACUCCAAGGUUUUCUUUAGUAGUGUAAAUUGAUUUUUUUCAGUAGACAUGUUUUCUGGGUUGCAUAUGACAUUGCAGAUAUAAAGUUACUACGAUAAAAAAAAAAAACAGAAAAAACUUGUUGCCAUUCAUUUUGGCUUUAGCACAAUGUCAUAAUGUGAUAUAUACAUUGCUCAGGUGAACAUAAGUGGUGCUUUCCUACUACAUGUGGCAUAUCUUACUUUCCAGAGAUCAAGCGUUUUAACGUCCUUUCUAUCGUUUAUACAAUCUGUCAAGCUUUCUCUCAUGUUGUGGCUUAUAAAGAUGAAGUUGAGUUCUGGUCCCGCGGUUAUAUUGUGACACUGUGUCACUGUCUAUACGUCAAGCGAUUGGGAAAGGCUGAAUAUGUAGCCCGUAAGAGAUUUUUGAAUCUUCAAACUGAUUUUUUUUUUUUAAAACGAGUCAGUUGUGAUGAAGGUCACAUGACGUUACACAGAAAUGUGCAUAGUGUGUAUUGGGUUUUUACAGACGUGUAUCAAUCAGAUACGAUUAUUUAGGUCUGGGGACCGACCUUUAAACGUCACCAUCCGAAAGACGUCACUCAGUUGUGAACCUGCGUCCUUGGCUGAAUCAGUUUGUAACUGCUGGAUUACAGGCGCACCCCACAAAUAUAGUUCAAGUUUGGUCCAAAUAUUUCAGUUAUAUCUUUCAUCUUUUAAAUAUGAGGGCAUUAGAAAAACAAUUUCUUUCUGGAGAUAUUUCCAAUAUGAUACUCUUCCACGCGGUAACAUAAAUAGAAUUAAAAAGCUCACAAAUUACUUUCUCCUUUACCAGAACCCAAUGUAAUUCUCUUUGAUAUUAGCAUGAAUAUCGUUAGUUUAAACGUUUGACAUUUAAAAAAAGUUUCUUUGCGUUAAUUUAGUGUUCUUUUUCAAACCUACUUUUCAUUUUUGUAUACGACUACCACAUGGUAGAUAUAUAUAAAUCUAUAUAUAUUAUUAUCGAGAA
This is a messenger RNA of Strongylocentrotus purpuratus (purple sea urchin), 4353 nucleotides long. Its product is annotated as homeobox protein Mohawk-like. The record is from RefSeq and is a predicted model, not a curated record. The transcript is spliced from 6 exons. The coding region runs from base 455 to 1588 and encodes 377 amino acids. NCBI's taxonomy places the organism in Eukaryota, Metazoa, Echinodermata, Echinoidea, Camarodonta, Strongylocentrotidae. Gene Ontology annotation, cellular component: nucleus. Gene Ontology annotation, molecular function: RNA polymerase II cis-regulatory region sequence-specific DNA binding; DNA-binding transcription factor activity, RNA polymerase II-specific. Gene Ontology annotation, biological process: muscle organ development; regulation of transcription by RNA polymerase II; cell development.